AUGCCCGACAGUCUUCUCACAAAUGCCACUCGACGCAAAGAAAAUCUCAUUGAGAAAGCAAAACAAAAUCUGGGAUUGAAUACAGAAAAAGUUCUGAGUCUUUUUGAAGUGUUCAAGUUGAUUGCCACUUUUCCGAUUUGGUAUCCAAAAUCACUCUACAACAAAGCACAAGAAAAAGGACCUUUGCCAAAAGAUUUUGAUUUCACCUAUGCACUCACG
This is a messenger RNA of Mesorhabditis belari, 219 nucleotides long. The record is from the annotation of a GenBank genome assembly. Lineage: Eukaryota; Metazoa; Nematoda; Chromadorea; Rhabditida; Rhabditidae.